AUAAAGAGCACUUGCAGCAACUGACAGUUGCGGAGCAGCAGCCUCUCAGUGUACUUCAUUGCAGGAAAGAAAGCAAAGUUUUUGAACAAACUUUAUUUUCCUAAUAACAGCAAUUAUAAAUGUUAAAACAGAUGGGAAGAACAAGACAAACUGUGCUAAUUAUUUUGAAUGUAUUAAUAACUGUUAAAGCUUUUGAAAUGGAAGUUAUACCAGCUGACAGAGUUGUUGCACGGAUUGGAGAAACAUUGAUACUCACAUGCAAUACUACUGGCUGUGCAUUACCAAAGUUUUCAUGGAGAACCCAAAUGGACUACCCCCUUGGAGGAAAAGUGUACAAUAACAAGACAUACUCUACCUUGACUAUGAAUCCAGUUAGUGCUGAAAAUUAUAACGAUUAUUUAUGUACUGUCAUCUGCAAUAGAGAGAAAAAAGAGAAGAGUGUCAAAGUUGAACUUUACUCUUUUCCCAGUGAUCCUGUCAUUGAGACCACUGCAUCUUUAGUUGUUGGAGAAACUGCCACUGUCGUCUGUAAAGUUCAUGAUGUGUUUCCUUCUGAUCACUUGGAAUUACUCCUAAAGAAAGAGGAACAUAUUCUUCAUAGCAAAACUUUUGAAGGAGAUGUCAGCACAAAAACAGAAACCAAAACUGUGACAUACUCAUUUAACCUCUUGACUGAAGACAACGGUAAAGAGAUUACUUGUGUGGCCAGAUUACAAAUUGCUGGUAUGGACUUUGAGCCCAAAGAAAGAUCAGCUUCUCUGAAACUGAAUGCACACUUUGGUCCACAAAAUACUUUCAUUAAUGCAUCUCCGGGAAACUUACUAAUGGAAGGACACUCUCUGAAACUUACUUGUGUGACUGAGAGUAAUCCACCAGCACAAGUAUUUUGGAGAAAACAUCUGGCAAAGGAAACCAUUCAGCAUUUCAUAGAAAACAAUGUUCUUUCUAUUCCUCAUGCCCAUUUCAUUGACUCAGGACAGUACAUCUGUGAAGUAAUUAAUCCUGUAACUAAUAAAACCGAGAAAGCAACUGUGAACAUUAUUAUACAAGCUCCACCAAAAAAUACAACACUGAUGGUUUUCCCAUCGAGUUCAGUGAAAGAAGGAGAAAGUGUUACCAUCUCUUGCACAGCUACAGGUGUCCCAGCUGUUCAGAUUACCCUAGAAAAGAAAAUAGGUGAUGUGAUCACAACUCUUAAAACAGAAGAUGGCAAAUACACCAUAGAUAAGGCUCAGCUAAAGGACGCAGGAAAAUAUAAGUGCACAUUCACUAACAAAUUUGGAAAUCAUUCUCUAGAUGUAGAACUUGAUGUCAAAGUUCCUCCUCAGAAUGUUACUGUGUUAGUUUAUCCAUCGGAAAAUGUUAAAGAAGGAGAAAAUAUCACUAUUGUGUGUAGCACAUACAGUAACCCACCAUCACAGAUGAUCCUGAAAAAGGUUAAUCAAGAGAAAGAAAUAAUUCUACCAGUAGUCAAUGGAACCUUUACACUCUACAAUGUCACCAAAAAUGAUACAGGCAGAUAUUUGCUUGAUGUUUUCAAUGAGGUUGGAAACAACAUCAAAGUGAUAGAGAUAGCUGUUGUAGGAAAAUUGGAAAAAACAUAUCAAAUUAUGCCCCUGAUUAUUGCAUUCUCCUGUGUAACAGCAGUAGCUAUACCUAUGGUUGCAGUUUUGAUCUACGUGUCAAGAAAAGCAAAGAUAAAUGGAUCCUACAGUCUUGUUAAAGCAUUGAGGCUGAAAGUGUGAUUGUGUGAAUAUAAGUUUAAAUAGUUCAUAAUAAGCAAUGUUAUUUAUUGUUGUGACUCUUUCUACACCUAUUCCAAAGCAUGGUAACAAACAAAUGAUUUGAGAACAGUACCAUGAAAUAGCAAAUGAAAUUUUUGGGGGCUUUAAGAGGUAUUUCAGAAUUUAAAUUAAAGGGAAUAUUAACAUUCUGUCUUAGGAGUAAGUAUAGCACUUCUGUAUUGGAGCAUGCUAAACCUAGAGUUCCUUGGAGAAUUAGGUUUGUACAUAAUGUAUAAAUUGUUACAAGUAUGUUUAACUGAAUGUCAGUUUGUAAAAUUGCAGUCUCUGCAGCUGUACAUAGACAUGUUGUUAAUUCAGUAAUAUAAAUAAGCAUUAUUUGAACUUAUUGAUUAAUAAUAUUUUAUUUUGUAUUAUUCUAAAGAUUGAAUGUUUUUAAUAUAGUCUUUUUUCUUGUGGCAAUGUUUGGAAAAUGUUCUCUUUUCACUUAUUUUGCUGUAAACUGUGUACCUUCAAAGAAAUUACACAAUCACUGGGUUAUACACAUCUGAUUAUUUUAAAUUAAUUUAAGAUCUCAAGACUCAUUUGUGAAGGAUUGUAUUUUAGUUAGUGAAACAUUAUUAUAAAUAUUACAGAGGAAGGGGCUGGGAUUAUAAAAUAGAUAGUUUUAGGACAGCUGAAGCAUUUUUAUAGGAAUUAAUCAUUCACAAAUCAGUGACAAAAUUCUACUGUUUCAUAAUGAACAAAUUAGACCCUUUACUUAGAAUGUAAGCUGCCGGUAAGUAUGCUUUAGAGAUUUCCACUACAAAAUACUACCAGUGUGUUUCUUUUAAAUCCCUUAAAGUGAUUCUUGCUUAAUAUGUUGUCAGAAUACCUGCUUUCAUGCUUUCAUAUUUUCAUACCCAGAAAUCACCUGCUGUGAUUUUGUUAGUUUAAAAUGUAGUUACUUUUUACCUGUGGACUUCCUCUGAUAUGUGUAAACUUAAAGAGAUCUUGGCUUAGUAAUACUUGGUUAGUUUUACUAAAGGGAAAGCUUGUGUAGUUCUUACGCACAUUUCUGUAGAAGGAGUUAUUGAAAGCUUACUAUCCUUAGCAACAGCAACUUCUAGAGUCAUGGGAAGUCCUCUUGGGAAAGACACAAGCAAAGCAGGCAGUUACCUAAGCAGAGAGAGAAUCUAUAUGACCUCAGCCAUGGUGAUGGUUGUUUACUGAAGCAGUGUCCUGCUCAGGCUACUUGUUGUGGAAAACCAAAUCACUUGCCUGACAAUCAGUGCCUGUGUGCUUUACCCUCCUUAGUGCCUCUUUUCAUCACAUUAUCUUUCCAGUGCUGGGAAAAUGCCUAUGAAAAUAGUAAGUCUUCUGUGCAGAGGCAAAGAUGAGAGGGAAUGAGAAGUGGAAUGAGAAGUUAUUCUCCGCUACAUCCUUGCCAGCAGUGCUGCUUUGACUCAUGUGGUUAGUGAUGUUCACUAAAGAUAAGGCUCUACAAGGUGCAAAGCAGUAUUAAGUGAUCAGGCAUUGAGGUGUUGGAGUACAUUUACCCCAGCUGCCCGAGCCACUGUGUUAGGCACAAGAAUGGGGUGCUGGCUGCUCCAAAUUUGCAUGAAAAUACAAGAUCAGAAAUAUAUAUGAAAGGAAUUUCUCUGUGUUAUUUAGUAUCUACAAAUGAUAGCAACUGCCCCCAACAGCAAAACAAACAGAUGUCUUUUGAUAGCUAGAUGCAGUAUGAGGUGGGGUACAGAUCUCUGUGUCUUCUUCAUAGCAUGUUCAGAAGUGCUUUGUGAACAGUAAAUCGUUUCGUGCAGGGUCCUGUGCUUGUCUACAGUUGGAAGCUUUGGAAAGUGAGAGUGUAGUAGAAAAACAGAAGUAUAGACUUGGCUUGAAGGAAUAUGAGCUUGAAGUAGGAGGGUGAAGAAAAGAUUGAAGACAGAAGAGGAUGAGAGCUUUGAUGGGCUCAUGACAUACAUUUCUUGGAGGUAAUCCCAAGCAGGUUUAUUCAUAAUGUCAGGAAUAUCUCUGUGCUGACUUGUGAGCUAACCAGAAAAUACUGAAGUAUGAAACUUCAGUGCAUAUGCAUUUUGUCUACUGGAUAUAAUUCUUGUUGCUGAAGGACCUGGGGAAAAAAAAAAAAAGAAAAAAUGCAUUGGAUGUUUCAGUUUGGAGAGCAUUCUGAAGAAAGAGAGGAUAUGACUGAAGUUUUCUAAAUUGUGAAAGCAGUUAAUAGCAACUGCUAUUAACAACACAUGCAAAACUUGUUUGCUAAAUCAUAUGAUGCCAGGACUGCAGGACCCCUGGACGAGUGGGAGACCAGUUUAACAGCAAUAAUUGAAGGUACUUCUUAAUGCACUAAAUAAUUGGAAGCUGCUAUUGCUGGAGAUUGUGAUGGAAGGCAGUAUCAAUUGGUUUAGAAGGGAGAUGGUGAAAAAAUUAAGAACUAAAGCAUCGAGAAUAAAUACUAAAGGGAAUAGGCAAACAUUCCUCAGGCCAGUUUUGCAUGCUGUCCUUAAGCAGUCAUUCACUACUGGAAACAUACAGCCACAGUGGAAUGAUUGGUCAGACCUGGAAAAGUAUUUCAGCCUUAUGACUUUCUCUGAGUGGGCUUUAGUGAUGUCUGCUUGGGUGAGGGAUUUAUUAGCUCUUGUGCUGUUUUCCUCUCUUCUGUAGUCUCUUAGAAGGAAUAAAAAGAGAAGAGAUGAGUGGGAGAGAAAUACGAAUCAUCUUGCAACAGCAUUUCUGCACUUCUGUAUUUUUUCCUGGAAAUUCCCCUCAGGUUCCCAGUGCAUUUGUGAUUUAGAUGCACAUCUUUAUGUCUACAUGACUUGUCUGCCCUCUCAUAGUCUCUAUACUUAAUAGCCAAUUAAGUCAAUAGGGGUUGAUCUUUGAUUUCAGUAGGCCAGUUUCCAUAAACAUGAAGUGAGUAAGCAGAGCUUGCAGUGCUCAUUUUAGGAGAGUCUGCUCUUGUGUGGGCAGCAAACUUCCUCUCCUCGAAAUUACUAAGAACCUUACCAGGGGAUCUUCUCUACAGCCUGAUUUUUGGUAUUUUCCAGGGCGUUUCUUCAUUUGGGCAGCAGCUUGUUUUAUAGGGGUUGAAAGUUCAUUGUCAAGUAACUUAUCUUUUUAUUGAAAAUCACAGAAGGAUUAUUAUUUCUCCCUGUGCUAUCUCUCAUCAAGUGCAGAGCCUCUGCCCUGGCAAAAAGGCAUAAACAACAGCUCCAGCCUAGCAAGUGCUUUCAGGAAGGGUCUCAGCUGCUGGAAGCCUAGGUAAGAGCCCCUGCUAUAGGGCUUGCCUUCAUGACUGACAGAAUAUAAUCUGUAGAGCAGAGGACUGUGAGGUUCACUCAGGUUUUCCCUGCGCAGUUACUUCAUAGCUUGUAGAGUUGCCUUUUACCCUGUCGGCCUGUGCUCAAGCACACCAGUUGUCCAUGUGUUUAUCCCAGCAAUACUGUGGGACAGUGCUAAAUGUUAAAGGUAAAAUGAGUCUGGAUAUUUAAAAAUGAUUUCAAAAUCUGAUUCCCUAUAGCCAGUUUGAGACAUGCUCCUUUUAAAAUGUAAAGUUCAAAUAGAAAAAGGUAACUUUCUAAACACUUCUGGGAAAUGCUUUCAAAUGAUUUUGUAGAUAUACUGAAGGGAAUGUUUAAUUUCUCCCAUGACAGAGGUUUUAGUUCAAUUUGUCUUCCUUUUGUGCCUUUCUCCCAACAAGACAAUUGUAUCCUGUAAUCAAACUCUCUCUUAUCUCUUUGAUAAACUAAACAAAUUGAACUGCUGUAAGCCUACCUUUCUUUAUAAAAUUAUUUCUAUGGUGCAUAAAUAAUCCUCACAGUCUUUUCUAAAUCCGCUCUACUACUUCAACAUACCAAUUAAUACAUUAGCAAAACAGCAGUAUAUGAUCUUGAACAUUCCUCCAUUUUUUAGAUUGUAAUUUUUUUUUAUUGUUCUUCCAUAUUUGUUAAGGGCUUACAGUGGGAGAGACUUAAUUAGUAUAUUAGUUGUAACUUUUUUAGUUUAUUAGUUUUAACUGUGAUGUAACUCUGUGGCUACCAGUUAAGCCACAAAGCUCUUUGCCAUAGCUAGUAAAACUUAGUAAAUUGAACUAGCUUUUUACAUUCUCAUGCCCUUUGGUGCAUGUGGGAGGAAAAAAAAAAACAAAAACCAUAGCACUAAAAAAAAAUAUAGCAAAACAUACGUUAGCACUAUUUCUAAUGUGCAGCUGAAAAGAAAACUUCAGGAAAUUGAGGUAUACUGGCAUCAUAUCUUGACCUCCAGUGUAUGGGCUUACCCUCCACAAAUAAUAGUUUUCUUUCUUCAAUAUCAGAAAUAAAAAUAAAAUGGAAAUAAGACUGCCUACAUUUUUAAAACUGAUAAUAAAUAUAGAAAAAUAAAGUAAAAUUUAGGAAUGUAUUUUUCCCUCUAUUUAGCCAAGUACUGUAACACUAAAGUGAGGUAAAACGGGAUAAUUCUUCCCAGUUGAAUGAUUCAUUUAAGCACUCCUAUCUGAAAAGUAUACAGACAUAAACAUUUUAGGGAGAUAAUUUAGUUUUUGUAGAUAAACUCUAUGAAAAAAAGGGAAGAAAAAAUCCUUCUCAUAUACAACAUGCAAUACUGGCACCACACUGUUGUUCUGUCUUUUGUUCUAGUUUGUAAUCAAAAUGGCCUUCAUGCUGAUAAAUGAACAGGGAUGGAGCAGAUAGCAAGACUUUGUAUUGAUUAAAGAACAUUGUUUCUUUUGAGAAAUUGUGACAGUGUUGGAAUAAACCACUCUUCCCAUGUUGUCUAAUUUAAGUAAAAAGCAAGAACAUGGGAAAACAGUGCUCUUCGUACUUUGUCUACCAGCCAAAAAAGUAGUAUAGCUGUAGAAGAAGCUGAAGAAAUGUGUAGGAUAGGAGAAUUUAUUUCCAUGUUUAAAGGUUGUUGUUGGUUGUGGUAUUUUGUUGUUGUUGUUGUUGUUAGCAAAGCCCUCUUGUUCCAGAGACAAGUGAAUUAGAUUGUGAUCUAAUGGAUUAUCCAUCUGCUCAGUCUUGGGCAUGAUUGAAUAGUGAAGUGAAGGUAAGAACUAGCUGAGACUGAUGCUGGCUCAUCCCCAAGGUUUCUGCCAUUUUCUAUGAACAUAUAUGCACAUUUGGAAUCAGACCCAGGAAAGGAAGUAACAAAGCAAUUCCAGAAAGAGACAGUCAAAAAGAAACUACAUAAACUAUGACAUGGAGUCUAAGAGCAACCACACCGGUCAGAACAAGAUAUUUUAACCAGAAGAGGGUAGAAGUUAAAGCCUAAAAUUGCUGUGGAAACAUGAAGUGUAUAGUAACAUCUUCUCCAAAUGCACUCCCCACUUCCAGCUCUUUUGAAACUCGGCCUUUUUGAGUUUGCUUCUCUGCAUUCAGUAAUUUGCAGUGGAUUUGUUUUCAGUUUGUUUGUUUUGCCUCUUGAUAUUAUGAAAAUUCACAACAUCCAUGGCAUCCUUGUUUGCAAGGCAGUAAAACACCACUUUGCAGGGUUCAAUGUCCUGUACUGAUUAUGUCUGGGAGUUCGGAGUUUCUGUUUUAUAUUUUGGUUUGUCAUCUUUUCAAAAUGGAGGAAAGCUAGAGAAAAUUUGUGCAAUCUUUCAACACUAAACUAUCUAGAUUCCUAGAUAACGUCGUGGACUUAAGAGAAUGUAACAUGAGGAACUCUGCACAGCAUUGCUGGAAGCUGUCAGCAGCGGGAGGGAGGGAUUUGACAGUGAUCUCACAGAGUAUAAAUGGAGGGCUGAAUGUGCAAUAUCUAUUAAGGAAUAAUUCUCCAUGCAAUCUGUAUUGCCAAUUACUGUAGUUAAUGUAGUACAAAUGAGUAAUCAGAAUUACUUUCACAUUUGAAGAAUUCUCACUUAGAUGUUUAAUAUUCAAAAUGUUUUUUUAAAGCAAAUGUAAGCAUAUUGGAUAAUUGCUUUUGAAAAUAAGGUAGCAUUUUGUAUGAUUUAUCAAAAUGAGUACGUGAAACAAUAAAGCAACAGCAUGCAGCAAAGAUGAAAUGAGCUCCUUUUGUUGGUGCCUGUUAAGAGCGUGUGAUCAGAGCUCAAGUCUGUGACACUUGAAAAGAAAAGGUGUCAAUUCUGAAUCACAAAAUUAGCAUCCCUGCCUGUAGUUAGAUGAUGAAUAACUCUUUUUAGUUGUAUCUUUCUUGCAGUUAAACUGUCAAGCACAGAAAUCUGGAAAAUGUGUGAUUUGAGUGUCUUUUAAAAAAUCCAUCCUUAAGUUCCAAUUUUCUUCUGGAAAGAGACAGAAAUCUGCAGUCUAGAGAAAUGGAAUGUAGUGCUGUGUAUCUUCUAGAUCACCCUGAGAUAUAUUCCAUACAAGAGUCAUACAGUAGAGCACCUUAAAUUUCAUAUAAGUCAUUGAUGCAAUUCUUGAUAAUUUUCUAGAAGUUAUGCUGUAGGAUUUACUAACUUUAAAGAGGUCACAAUUAGAUUGAAUUAAAAUCAUUGAUUUUUUGGAGAAUAUACUGACUAAAGGUUUAAAAGCCAAAAUAUGAGAAACUUUGUAGCUAGAAUAAGCCUACUUUUCAUGUCAUUUAAUCUAUUUUGCAACUUGAAGUUUGUAAUCUACUGGUACGUUUAAACACCCUUGUCAGACAGAUAAAAAACCGCAAAGGGCAAAGUGUGUUUUCUGGUCUUAUCAUAGUCUUUUUAUAUUCUUCCACUUACCAGGGCCUAGAGAGAACAGUGCGUUGUCUGUGGUGUACAAUAAAAAGACAAGGGAUUAUAUUCAAAAGAUACAACAAUGAAAUUUCCAGUUUUAUCUGAACAAUAAAUUGUUCAUGGUAAAGAUGGUUCAGCACCCAGAAUGGGUUACUCAGCAGCAGUAGGACUUCUGUCCUUGAGGAUUUCUGCAAUCGAACUGGAUAAGACCAAGGGUAACUUAACCUAACUUUAACUUUAGCUUUGCUUUGAGCAGGGCUGUGGAUUUGAUGGUUUCCUGUGGUCACCUCAUCUUAAUUUUUUCUGUAGCUCUGUGUUAUGCAACUCUGUGUUACAGAGCCUUCAUAAGUUAACCUGGCUUACUUCAUAAUGAACAAUGUAAUUGCCAUACAGGAUGAAAUAAAAACCAUUUGAACAGUUCUUUGUUAAUAAGCAGCAACCGAAGUUUCUUAGAAGGAUGUAAGAAGCACCCCUGAAGGCAGCCACAGGCUGAAAAGCCAUACGCUUUUAAGGUAUUAAGCAUCUUUCUCUCUCCAAUAUAAAUUGCUUAAAUUUAAGUCUGCAGGCAUAAGACUCUCUUCUAAAUCACUAGCAUUGGACAUUUGUCUAAAUGCCCAGUCUCUUUAUGACUCCUGCUGAAGUACUGUCCUCAAUUGCUUCCUGUGCAUAACAGUUGCAGAGUUUAAUUACAUACUUUGUAAGAAGUAUUUCCUUUGAUCUGUUUAAGAUACUUCUGUCCACUUGUUUCUGAGAUGCAGGGAGAUUUCUGAGAAUACAGGGAGACAGUAGUUUGUAAUCUGCCAUUUUUCUACCGUUCAUUAAUGUAUGCAAUUCUGUCUUUUUCUCAAUGAAAAAAACAAAACAAAACAAAAACCACCACUAAAAUAUCUCUUUUAAGCGUUUAUGUUGAGAAAUGCUUUUCAUUUGUCAGUAAUUUCUGUAACCCUCUUGAAAACUAUUAGUGUAACUUCACCUUUCAUAGAUGAUCAUCAGUCUGGUAUUUAAUAUUCUAAGUGAAGCCCCAUCAUUUUUUUACCUUAAUGAAAUAAUAAUUUUGUUUGUAUUAUUCUGCAUCUCAUUCUUUGUAUAACCUCAUAUUAUGGGGUAUGGCUGUCUAAGGUCAACGAAGUCCAGCUUAUACCGAAAGAGGAUAUUUCGUGCUUCCCAUCCUUGUUCACCCAUGGUAGGUGAAACAGAAAGUUGACUACUUACUGAGUACUAAUAUCUCAUGCUCCCAACCCUUUUAUUUUUCUUUUCUAUUGGACUCACUUUUAACUGGGUAAGAUCCUGCAUCUAACUUGACACGUGGUCUUACUCCUAUCUAGGCAAGCACAGCCAAGUUAGGGGUACUGAUGAUCAGCACAGUGGCAGAGACAUCUCUCCCAAACAUGCAGCACUUCACAGUCUCUGUGAAUCCAGCUACUCUUGGAUUGAUGACCUGUUUUUUUUAACCAUAGAUGCACACUCAGCAGAGAUCUUUACUGAGCUUAGAACAGUGGUUGUUAAUUGCUUAUUUAGUAAAAUGUAUACUAAACUUAUAGCAGAUUUUAUAAACUCAUCUAAAUGGUCAUUGUUCAGCAUGUCACCCAGAAAAAUUUCCUGUAGGAAAUCGAAGGCAGUUAGCUUCUCUCUGCAAGUCUUUGAUAUUUAUGAAGCCUGACCUGGAUUUUCCAAGCUGACUGUAAAAUAUUUUCUACUUCUUUGAACAUCUGAGUGUAUUUGAUAUCCACAUUCAGGACUUCCUUUAGAGUAUCCUUUACUGAAAAUUGUGUUCAAGUGAAAAGAAUUGAAGG
This is a messenger RNA of Meleagris gallopavo (turkey), 10199 nucleotides long. RefSeq names its product vascular cell adhesion molecule 1 (gene VCAM1). Gene Ontology annotation, molecular function: integrin binding. The record is from RefSeq and is a predicted model, not a curated record. Gene Ontology annotation, cellular component: plasma membrane. NCBI's taxonomy places the organism in Eukaryota, Metazoa, Chordata, Aves, Galliformes, Phasianidae. Gene Ontology annotation, biological process: cell-cell adhesion.